UCAACGUUGUAAUAGCAUAUUGGAAGGUCGCUCGAGGAAACACUGCAAUCCAUCAGACUAAGCUAUAUUUGAACAUAUUUUAGAGAGGUUCUCUCAGUUGCCGGCUGCAUUUGAUAAUUACAGGGUUGCGUUGAAUUAGAAAACAGUUUUUCCAGUGUUGUGAUGGAAUCUUCUGAUAUUUUGAGUGUGGACAAAAGUCCGGACAGUUACGAUGAGUAUAAAUUUCCGCUUGACGAGCACUACCGAAAGAUGGCUCAAGAAGGUCUCGGCGAAACGGACGAAAUUUGUCAACAGUCGUUAACGCAGAUGCGCGAAUGGAUCGCUAAACAUCCCUUCAUUGGCAAAUGCCGAACGGAUUCCCUGUUUCUGUUGCGUUUUCUUCGCAUGAGGAAGUUUUCCGUUCCGAAAGCCCAGGAAACACUUGAACGCUAUCUGGCAAUGAGACAAGCUUUUCCGCACUGGUUCCAGAAGUUGGAUCCACUGGAUGCAGAUAUGCAAGAACUGCUUGAAGAUAAUCAAUUCCAAAUUUUAGGCCAGGACUCGAAACGACGGACGGUGAGUUUGAUUAAGUUGAAAUCUUUCAACGUGGAAAAGUUUACUUCGGCACAUCAAUCACGUCAUAUGCAGCUUCUGUUAGAGACUUUAUUUGACGACGAGCGGACACAGAUUGGAGGAUACGUGGUAAUGGCUCUCUAG
Messenger RNA from Wyeomyia smithii (pitcher-plant mosquito), 696 nucleotides. Its product is annotated as clavesin-2-like. The coding region runs from base 163 to 696 and encodes 177 amino acids. Gene Ontology annotation, cellular component: membrane. Lineage: Eukaryota; Metazoa; Arthropoda; Insecta; Diptera; Culicidae. Gene Ontology annotation, molecular function: phosphatidylinositol bisphosphate binding. The transcript has a single exon. The record is from RefSeq and is a predicted model, not a curated record.